Messenger RNA from Linum trigynum, 1335 nucleotides. The record is from the annotation of a GenBank genome assembly. NCBI's taxonomy places the organism in Eukaryota, Viridiplantae, Streptophyta, Magnoliopsida, Malpighiales, Linaceae.
AGUCACUCUCAAUGGAGUUGGACGGAGGCUAACGGAGAGUGACUAAAUGUGAUAUAUUUUAGUAAUUUGAGUGACCAAAAUUGAUAUUAAUUUUUUCUAGUGACUAAACAUGAUAUGAUUUAGUAAUCUCAGUAAUCAAAUGUGACAUUUACCUAGGUUUACUAGAAUGGUCAAACUAGGUUAACAGCCAAUCAAAUUUGGCGGAAUGCCAUCCUAGAAUCCCAACAAACUGUGGACUACUAAUUUCCCAUCUGACUGCAAAAAUUUCCGGUGGCAACGAUUUCAGCUUUCCAGUCGCUGCCAUUGACGGUCGUCCAAUCCCAUCCUCUUAAAUACCAAUCAGCCCAAACCCCAUUUCUCAAUCAUCCAAAACUCAUUCCAUCAAACAGCAUUCACCUCUUCGAGAACACACAAAACCCUAAUCACUCUCAUCAUUCUUCAUCAAAACAAAAGAAAAAGGAAAAAAUGGCGGCGACAAGUAAAUCCACGCUCAGAGUCUGCUGCAUAUCGGCUACCAUCGUCACCCUCGUCACUAUAUCAGUUUUAGUGACGCUGGCAUUGACCGUAUUCAAGCCACGAGACCCCGACGUCGUUUUGUAUCCCGUCGGCCUGGCCAAACUCCAGCUAAGCGAUUUCAUCACCAACGACAGCGUCACCAGCGACAUGGUGAUGAGCAUUCGCAACAAAAACUACGCCAGCUUCGAAUUCGUAAACGCCACGAGCCACAUAAAGUACGACGGCAAGCUCGUGGGCCGGGUUCCGAUCGUUCAAGGCACCAUCCCGGCGAGAUCCACUUUCAACAUCACGGCUCCGGCCGUUCUGAGGGCGAAGAGGCUCAGGGAGAAUCCGAAUGCGAUCAACGACAUCGUCGGCGGCAGUCUGAACCUUACUGCGACGGUGACGAUGCACGGGAAGGUGGCGAUGCUGAACCGGUUGAUAAAAAAGAAGGGGUCCGUUUAUACUGAAUGUCACAUGACGAUUUAUAUUAGUGAGGUCCCCAUUCGUGGCGAGUCUUGGUGCUGGGCUAAGCUCGAGAUGUGAUUUUAUUAGGGCUCGUUGGUGGCUAAACAGUGGUGUCUCUGCGUCGAAGAAUUAUUUUACAGAUCUAAAAAGAUUCGAGUUGUAAAACGGAAAGAUUGUCUAUUUGUGUACACUUUUCAGUAAAUAAUAUCAAGUGAUUUGAGCGUAUACAAUUGCCAUUUGACUGAAGUUGAAAAAUAUUUGGAAAUUGGUGUAUCUAACCAACAGUUGCGGAGGUAGACAUUGAAUUGAUUUGGGUCGUUAAAAUUUUCAAACCACUAAAGUCUGUGUAUCUAAUGAAUUUUAAGUUGAUUG